Alnus glutinosa is the source of this 1145-nucleotide messenger RNA. Its product is annotated as extensin-like. The transcript is spliced from 2 exons. The record is from RefSeq and is a predicted model, not a curated record. The coding region runs from base 44 to 925 and encodes 293 amino acids. NCBI's taxonomy places the organism in Eukaryota, Viridiplantae, Streptophyta, Magnoliopsida, Fagales, Betulaceae.
AUAGAAGUCGCCUGACUGUUGGGGUUUUCAGUAUUGCUAAAAAAUGGCCAAUCUUUGGCCUCACCUAGUCUAUGCAUUGGCAUUGUUCUUAUUAGCCACCAAUGUAGCAGCAGAAGACAAGCUACAACCACCACCAUUAUUCCCAUCCCCAUUUCCACUACCUAAGCCUCCCCCACCAUCUCAAUCACCUCCUCUUACAUCACGUAAUCUUCUACCGCCAUUCUCAUUCCCAUUCCCAAUUCCACUACCUAGGCCUCCACACCACAGGCGUCCCCUACCACCACCACCACCACCACCACCCCAAUCUCCAUCACCUCCCCCACCAUCUCCGUCACCACCACCACCAUCUCCAUCACCUCCGCCUCCUCCCAAGAGGUCACCUCCUCCUCCUCCCAAAAAGUCACCUCCCCCACCAUCUCCGUCACCACCACCACCAUCAUCUCCAUCACCUCCUCCCCUACCAUCUCCGUCACCUCCGCCUCCACCCAAGAAGUCACCUCCUCCUCCUCCCAAGAAGUCACCUCCCCCACCAUCUCCGUCACCUCCUCCCCCACCAUCUCCAUCACCACCACCACCACCACCAUCUCCGUCACCUGCUCCUCCACCAUCUCCGUCACCUCCGCCUCCUCCCAAGAAGUCACCUCCUCCUCCUCCCAAGAAGUCACCUCCCCCACCAUCUCCGUCACCACCACCACCACCAUCUCCGUCACCUCCUCCACCUCCCAAGAAGUCACCUCCCCCACCAUCUCCGUCACCUCCUCCUCCACCAUCUCCGUCACCUCCGCCUCCUCCCAAGAAGUCACCUCCUCCUCCUCCUCCUUCUCCCAAGAGGUCACCUCCUCCUCCACCCAAGAAGUCACCUCCCCCACCACUUUCAUCACCUCCUCCUCCUUCGAACGAGAAUCCGCCACCACCUCCCAAUUAAUGUUGACUAAAACAAACAUUCUCCGUACUAAGUUGUCUAAUAAAGUCAUAAAAAGAAUAAUUGGUGCUGAAGUAAUCAGAUGCCAUCGUCGGGGACUGGUUUACUACUACUGUUCAAUGCCAAACAAGGCAACCUACUUGAGACAAGUGGGCAUAUAUAAUAUACAAUAAAGGACGUACAUGAUGCCAUGCAGCUCAUGUGCAAAAUAUGAUUUUAUUCU